This is a messenger RNA of Onychostoma macrolepis, 5737 nucleotides long. RefSeq names its product trichohyalin-like. Lineage: Eukaryota; Metazoa; Chordata; Actinopteri; Cypriniformes; Cyprinidae. The record is from RefSeq and is a predicted model, not a curated record. The transcript has 5 exons. The coding region runs from base 4624 to 5640 and encodes 338 amino acids.
ACGUGCAAGAGAUCUAUCUGAGGCACAAAAGAGGGACCUGGAGAGAAAAGAGAGAGAACUGAAUGAAACCAUGGAACAGGAGAGAGCGAUAGAACUGGAUGAAAGUUAAAUGGCUCCAGCUAUUAGAGAGAGACAACUGGAGAGAAGAGAGGAAGAACUGGAGAGAAGAGAAACAGAACUGGAGAGAAGGGAGGAAGGAACGAAACGACACAGCAGUGAGAUAGAUCGUCCUAAGAUGUCUGAAAGUGAGAACAAAUCUCCAACCUGCCUGAAUGGACACUGAAGCGAAGGAUUUUCCAAGAUUCCAGUGAAGGAGUACAACUGAUCAACUGAUUCAUCAACUGAUCGAUGAUAUGUAUAUUAAGCCGCUUUGAAUGAAAUCAGCUGCUAUAAAUGUGAAAUGUGAAUCAUACCCUAGUGCAAAAAUAGUAUAAGUACAAUUUAUGGCGGCUUCUCCUGAGCAGCGGCUCUUCCUCGGCCUUUGGCGGGAUUUUAACGACCCGGCAUCCUGGCCCGUCAGCCGUAAUACAGGUGCGGCUUUCAUCCUGACUCUGGAUCCUGCGGCUCACAUCUCAGGUGGCGCGACGUCCCUCAACGCACCCUUCCUGGACCCACGAGGACACCAGCAUGCAUGCACGGGGGAAGAGACCGAUCUCUCGAGGAGAGGCGCGCUUGGCAUUUAAACAGCGGCGGUGAUGAGGCUUCAUUCCAUUCAGCUGUGCCUCAUCACACGCCGCCAGCCCUCGCUGUUUCCACGCCCCUCCUCUCUCACACACCCACUCCCGUCGGGAGCCUGGUGAAGGGUGGCGAAUAAGGGACGGGGUGGUGAUGAUAUAAGGGGGAGGGCCACCGACUCGUCACAAUAUAUUUAAGUAUACUUAUACUUAUAUAUAUACUAUAGUAUACUUAAGGUCUGCUAAAUUGGAAAAACUAAUUUUGUACUAAAUGCAUUUUAGUUGUGCAAAAGCAGUGCUGAAGUUCAACUAAAGUUGUAUUAAAUAUACUUGUUUGUGCUAAAGUGGAACUAUUCCAAGUAUACUUAACAAACAAAUAUCAAUACACAGACUGUGCCAUAGUCUUAGGUGAGAACUCACACAGCGGCCUUAUUUACUUAAAUUAUAUGACAUACAAUACAAACAAUCCCCACAGACAUACUAUAUAUGGCUUUCAUGCAGCUACAGGAUCAUAAAUUGAGUUGCUUCAUUCAUCUCUUAUCGACACUAGUUGUUGGGCUGAGUGAGCAUGGACAUGUCAUUGGGUUUAUGAAGUGACGUCCUCUUUCAAAGGUUUCGUGCAGUUAGUUUAUAUGGGUAUGCAUGUGUGAAAAUCACUUUUAACAAGUUUCAAACAUGUUGUAGAUGGAAUUAAGAACCUAGCCAUUGUACUUUCUUAAAGAUGAAUAUAUAUAUUUCAUCUUUCCCCAAAUGCUUUUGUAAAAAGUAUAGUAUUUUACAAAUGAAGUUUGUGCUUGAUGAAAGCAUGAGGUAACAUUUAGAAUGUAUUUUCAGUUAGUAUAGAAAUGCCAAUCUAUUUUUAGUAUACUUAUCAUGAAACAAAUAUAUUUUAAAUACAAUUAAGUAUAUUUAUUUUUCACUAGGGUAGGUAUGUAAAAUUAGACCUGCAUGUUUUUUUCCAAUUCAAAAGUUGGUGAAAUCAUCAGUUUCACAAGUUCAGACUAAAGUGGUGGAUUAACAGUCACUUAGGCCGCAUUUACACUGCAUGGUUCAAGUGACCCAAUUCCGAUUUUUUCCUCCCAUGUGGCACAGAUCGGAUAUGGCCCACGACCGUGUAAGCAGGAAAAAAUAACAUGGAUUCCGAUAUUCUCCGAUCGGUUUCAGGCCUCAUUCAUAUGUGGAAAUAAAUCAGAUCUGAAUCAGAUACGUGCAUUUGCGCCUGCCGUGUAAGCGGUCAAAUCGGAUAUUCCCCUGUAAAUGCGACUCCUAAGUCAUUGAAAAGGGAGUUUUUUUAAACAUUUCGCGGUACAAAAAACCUGUAAAGAAUGAAACAUCUUUAGUUGAGUAGCAGAGUAUUAAUUUUGUUCGUUUGUGUUAAAUAAAAGGCGAUUUGACGCUGAAAUGUGUUGCUUUUGAAAUCACGCUGAGUGCUCGCUGCCGCUGUUGUUAGUGAUGACAGCUCGUGCAUGGACGAGCGCUUCAGUCCCGUUCGUUCCAUUGAAAUCACAAAAUAAAAUGCACACAAACAUAUCCCUGCCUUUGAUAUACAAUCACUGAUGAACGCAUUUGGUUUUAAUUACUAAAAAAACACAGACGAUGUGACAUGCUUCUACCACCUGAGUAUUAUUCCACUCGCAAGCUUUCAGCGGAGCUGCGUACAUCACUGUCCUGAAGAAUUGUGCUAGGAUAUAUAAUUAUUUUGAUGUAGCUAUAGAUGUAACUAUUCCAUUAAAAACGUUUCUAUAUGAAUUCCAUGUCAAUAAAUUAAACUCAAUGUACUAUUCAAAUUGAUUUGUGAUGUCAUAUGCUAUUUUUGGCUUGUUUCACCAAGUGCAGUGUAAAAUGCACACAUCGGAUAUGGGUCACUUUUAAAAGAAAUGUAAGCACGUCGUCCAAAAAAAUCGGAUAUAGUCACAAAAUCGGAAUUGGUCAUCAAGACCUGCAGUGUACUUAUAUAAUGAAUAUGAAAUCACAGUAUUCUACAAUGCAAGUCUUUUAAAACUAAUUGGUACUAGGCUGAUUGCUCACAGUUACAUCCAAAGCCGCCUAGUCAGUAGUCAGUAGUGUCAUAUUGAGUUAUUUUUCGUAGUUUGUUGUUGAGCGGGCCUAAGUGGCCAAAUACACACUAAAUUAUGCAAAUAUGGCAGUUCUGGCGAAUAUCCAGGUUUUUUCUUAAGUAAAUGUGAACAGUUGAGAAAGAAAUCGCAGGUGUGGGCUAUUGGAUCCGUUUAUGUCUUGUGAGAGCAGAGAAGUUCACAUGUCGCGUCUUUUGCGCGCUCAGGUUCUUUAUUUCAAAUGUAGAUGUGCCGCAAGUGCAAUAGAGGAUUUUUCAUAUAUGCACACUGAUAGUUUUCACGUGACGUCACACCCUUAUAGGAACGCCCACCUGGCGGGCAAAACGAUGCUUUGCUCCACUGACCGCCAGCUAUUUUUAUGCAGUUUGCAUCAAGUAAUAAUGUAGUAAAACGCAGAUAUUAAAAGGCGAGAUUCAGUGUACACCUUAUUGAUGAUGUAUAUUUUGUACAAGCAAGAAGAUGAAGCCAGAAUAUAAACGCAAUGUGCAAAGUUUCACAUUAAAUGGCUUCCCAUAGAAAACCAUUAGAAGGAAAACACUGAACCGUUAAGCGGACUGCGUUCAUAUUCCGGCCUCAUCUGCUUGCCUGUGUAAACUAUGCAUCAUUAAUGUAGUGAUUACUGAGUUUGAUCUUUUAAUAUUACUGUUUUAAAUAUAUUAAGGCACUUUAAUUGUUUUUACAACGUUUUGUCGCACUGUUUAUGAUUGAAAUAGUGGUCAGGUGCUUAAUAUGGAUUGCAGAUGACCAAAACUUGCAUUUUGUUCAGAAAUACCUUUGUUUUAUUGUUUUGAGAGGUGAUCUAAAUAUUUGCGGCUGGGAAACAGAUGAACAAUUGACGCUUGUGCUGCAGUUCUAUGGAUGUUUUGCCCUCCAAGUCUUCGAGCCGGUCACAUGACUGAAAACUAUCAAUAGGUCAGCACAAAAGUCUUUCAUAUUGGUGCGUGAGGAGGGGGAUCCGACAAAAUGAGGUGCCGGAUCUGGAUUCGGCUUGUUCCGGCACAAAUUAAGCCCUGCGUAGCAUGGUCCAUUUUUGCGCAUCAAUACCACGAGUUUUCGUUUUUAUUUGGCGUACUAUUUAUGCGCACUUUCAUGAGAUCGGGUUGGUAUUUUCUUCUUCAUUUAUUUUGAAAUAUUGUUUACAUAAAAUGUCUUGUUUUUUUAUAUACUUUUAAAUGGCAAUAUUAAAUAAUUUAAGCGGUAAGUAGUGUUUAAUUUUAUUAUGUACAAUGACUACCUCUUUAUUUCAAAUGACUUCUGUCCAUUGGAUCAACACACUGUAUCUUUAGGCUGCUAAUCUAUAGAGUGACAAUGUCAUAAUACAGUCAAAUAAUAGUGUUAAUGGAAAUAAUUCAGUGCAGGAUGUAAUUGUAGUUUGAUUAUAAUAUUGUAGUCAGAGUAGAGAGCGAAAUGCCUGUGAUACAAGCUAGGAGGGUAAAUAGCAAGUAAUGUUAUAUGGUCUAAUAGCGUCAUCUAGUGAAAAAGAGUAACAGUGUAUUAAAACAGCGAAUAUUCUGUCAUCAUUUAAUUUAAAGCUGUCCCAAACCCUUAUGACGUCGGUGGAACAUAAAAGGAAAGAUCUAUAUGUGACUGUGCUAUUUUAUUUAUACCCACAUAAGCAUGCAAUAACUACAUAAAAACAAAUAAAAUUGAAUGAAAAUGGAAGGGCAUCACAAACAUAGCCUAUAUUAAAUUUAUUAGCCGCAUUUUAUCAACUGGCGUCAUGCGUGCACGCGUAGAGCAGACGAAAUUCAGUGUCAGGCGAACGUAUGCUUACACUUACACUUACACACACACACACACAGUGUAUAGUUACAUUACAUAGCUCCAGGUUGCUGCUCAGGAUGAUGGUGUGCGUCACAAACUAACAGGUCAAAAUGGGGGCCUCGGAGUCACGUGCAAGAGCUCUAUCUGAGGCACAAAAGAGGGACCUGGAGAGAAAAGAGAGAGAACUGAAUGAAACCAGGGAAAAGGAGAGAGUGAUAGAACUGGAUGAAAGUACGAUGGAACUGGAUAAAAGUUCAAUGGCUCCAGAUAUUAGAGAGAGAGAUCUGGAGAGAAGAGAGGCAGAUCUGGAGAGAAGACUGAUGGACCUGAAUAGACCGAUGUGCUGGUUUUUAAGUGAGAUGGUACUGGGAAAAAAAGAGAUGGAACAAGAUAUAAAAGAGACAAAGCUGGAGAAAAGAGCAAUGGAUCCAGAUAUUAGAGUGAGACAACCGGAGAAGAGAGUGAUGGAAGCAGAUAUUAGAGAGAGAGAACUGGAGAAAAGAGCAAUGGACCUGGAUAGAAGAGCGAUGGAUCUGGAUGGAAGACUGAUGGACCUGCAUGUGGAACUGAAUAGAAGAGCGACCGAAAUGGAUAUUAGACAGAGAGAAAUGGAGAAAAGAGCAGAGAGAAGACAGACCGAACUGGAUAGAAGACUGAUGGACCUGCAUGUAUGGUCAGAUAAGCUGUAUAUAAGAAACAGAAAAGAAAUGGAACUGGAUGGAAUAGAGAUAGAACUGAAGAAAAGAGAGAUGGAACCAGAUAUUAGAGAGAUACAAAUGAAGAGAAAAGAGAUGGAACUCUAUAUUAAAGAGAGAGAAAUGGAGAGAAGAGCGAACGAAAUGGAGAGAAGAGAGAGCGAAAUGGAUAGAAGAAAAAGCGAAAUGGAUAGAAGUGAAACCGAACUGUAUAGAAGAGAGAGAGAACUAGAUAGAAGAGAGAGAGAACUGGAUAGAAGGGCAGAAGGAAUGAAACCUGUGCGAAGUAGCAGCAAUGAGUUAGAUCAUCCUAACAUGUCUGAAAGUGAGAAAUCUCCAACCUGCCUGAAUGGACACUUAAGCGAAGGAUUUUCCAAGAUUCCAGUGAAGGAUGAGUACAACCGAUCAACUGAUUCAUCAACUGAUCAAUGAUAUGUAUAUUAACCGCUUUGAAUGAAAUCAGCUGCUAGCUAAAUGUGAAAUGUGAAUCAUACCCUAGUGAAAAAAUAGUAUAAGUACAAAUUUUUCA